This is a messenger RNA of Rhopilema esculentum, 1838 nucleotides long. The record is from RefSeq and is a predicted model, not a curated record. Lineage: Eukaryota; Metazoa; Cnidaria; Scyphozoa; Rhizostomeae; Rhizostomatidae.
UUUCUUUAGACCAACCUAACAAUCAGCGUAUCCAAACAGAGCCUUUCAGAGUUGCUGAGGAUGUGUUCAAAACUCAAGAUGCCUCGUGCCAAGACACAAAAAGAGUUGUUGCAGAUGGUCGGGAUGGAGAAGGCUCGAUUUUUCAUGAUUUGCUGCAGACCUUCAGUCAAGAUGGUGAUGAUCUUGACGAAAACGUAGCUGCAGGAAACCACAAUGGCAGUUUUACAAGGUAAGAUUUUCAGAUCUAUCUUUAAAGUCUUAUUCAUGAUUGUGAAGCUGAAACAUCUUUGUGGAUUAUUUAUGUUUAUAACUGUGUUAUUACAAACCUUUUCUUAAUAGCUUACAAAAUCCUGGAUUUAUUUCUUAGGAAAGACGCCUUGAAUUCAUGCAGUGCUUCUGCUGUCUCAGAUGGAUCAAUUUAUGCAGAUGCCGAUCAGUUCUACGAUUUUGGCGAAACUUCUGAUGAAGAACAAAGUUCUCCUAACAAUGCUGAGCAACCGAUUUCCGCUGAAGAUUCAGGGGAUACCGCAGAUUACCUUCCAGCUGAUGCAUGGAAUCUGAAACUGCACGAUGUUAAAAGCAACGGAGAAGAUGAAUGCUUGCAAGACGCUCAGAGUGACUAUGAAGAGGAACAAGCAUUCGCCAAUGACAUAGAGCAACCACUUUUAAGUGAUGGUGAAGUGUCGUACAAUACACAAAAAUCAGAGGGAGAAUAUUGCGAUGACUACCAUCUCUGGCAGUCCUAUGAAAGUGACUUGCCACCAACCAGUGGAACAUCUCCACAUUACGCUCCAGAGCAAUAUGAAAGUGUCAAUUAUAACAUAUCUUGUGAUCAAGAAGUAUCGAAAGCAUUUUAUGCCAAUCAAGAGACAUGCAUUUCUCAGCAAAGAAAUGCUGUCACUGGCAUGAUGACUGAAGUGAAUGGAUACAAUGCCCAGGAAGUUCAAGAAUUCACGAGACCUUUCAAUGAAUUUGACCACCUAGAUCAAUUAUUUGCAAGUUUGAAAUCAGAGCUUGCAGAACUUUUUAGGAGAAGAGAUGGAUUACUUGCAAGAAUAAUAGAAAUGAAAAAGGUGCAGAAUGAGAAACUGAGCUUCUAUUCAAAUAUGGUUGAGAACGACUACAGCAACAUGAUGGAUGAGCUGAGACGCCAAAUUCUCAUAUCUAACGAUAGGGUUAGAGGGGCUCAGUUUGACAUGGAAAUUGCUGAUUUUGACCUCAACCAAGCAAAAUCUCAGUUGAACAAAGAAGCAAUGAACCUGGAGCUUUUCAAAAUUGGGUUGACCCAGGCCAAUGAGACUUACGCUGGCAAGUUGCUCUUCUUUCAUCAAACGAAUAGGCAAAGCUCAGAAAAUUUUGAAUGCUUACAAGCGCAACUUGUUGAGCAGAGAAAAAGUUUCAAGGAAGUGCUGAACGCCAAGCAAGUUCGUCUUGCCCGUCUUAAGAUGGCCUUGCAUUCAGCAAAAGACAAAAAGAGCUUGAUCAUGGGGCACUUGGCAAAAAGCCGUGAGAAAAUUCUGAAGAAUAAGCUGACGAGCGACAAAGAAUUUGUCGAUAUCUACGAAGAGCUUGCAAAGAAAAAACAUGUUAAUGCAGAAAUGUCCCGUGCUUUGGAGAUGCAAGAUCGCAUGAUUGCAGGCUUGAGAGAAGAAGGUGCCUGUUUAGAAGAGGAAGUGAAGAUUAAGGAAGAGAAACUGAAAACAUCUAAAAGUAAAUGGAAGAGAAGAUUCCUCUCUUUCUUUUGCAUUCGUGUAGAAGAAGACUGACUUAGUUGUGCAUUUUGAAGUUUGUUGUAUAUAACUGUUAUUUUACAAUACUUGAUUGACCUGGUUUGAAAA